Messenger RNA from Dracunculus medinensis (Guinea worm), 795 nucleotides. Lineage: Eukaryota; Metazoa; Nematoda; Chromadorea; Rhabditida; Dracunculidae. The record is from the annotation of a GenBank genome assembly.
AUGUACGGGCAAAUUGUGAUUGGUGCGCCAGGUGCUGGCAAAUCGACCUAUUGCAGUGGUAUUUCGCAGAUUUUACGUUCCUUAAAACGCAACGUUAUCUGUGUAAAUCUCGACCCAGCAAACGACACAAUUCCAUACGAGUGUAGUGUCGAUAUUCGUGAAUUGAUUACUGUUGAAGAAGUUAUGUCUCGUUUGAAGCUUGGACCAAACGGUGCUUUAAGAUAUUGCAUGAGAACAUUGCGAGCGAAUAUAGGAUGGCUUGAGGAGAAAAUUUCAAAAUUUGAUGGCUAUUUAAUUUUCGAUUUUCCUGGUCAACUUGAAUUGUAUAAUAGUGAUGAAUGCAUUACUGAAAUUAUUUCACAGAUGCAAAGCUGGGGGCAUCGAUUUGUUGCUAUACAUCUCAGCGACAGUUUAUAUUGCUCAGAUCCUGGUAAAUUUAUCUCAGUUCUACUAAGUGCGCUAUCUGUGAUGAUCAAUUUGGAGAUUACACAAAUAAAUGUUCUAUCUAAAAUGGAUCUUAUUAAUGACGAUCUCCCAUACGGCUUGGAAUUUUUCCAAAAUAUACCUGAUGCAAGACGAAUCGCAGAAUUAUUAGAUGAAAAUGAUAUAUUAAAACGAUAUAGAAAUUUCAAUGAAUCAAUAUGCAGCAUUAUAAACGAUUAUGGUUUGGUUAGCUUCGUAUUUAUUAAUGUUAGUGACCGAAUGAGUAUGCUGAGAUUACUGGAAUUAGCUGAUAAGGCGAAUGGUUUCUCCCUUAUCGAAGCUGAUGAUCUGCGUAAUAUCUUUGUUAAAUAA